Molecule: messenger RNA, 590 nt
Organism: Phytomonas sp. Hart1
Lineage: Eukaryota; Euglenozoa; Kinetoplastea; Trypanosomatida; Trypanosomatidae
Source: the annotation of a GenBank genome assembly
GGAGGUCAUGUUUUGAUGCUUACUGUAUCUUAAACUAAUUCAUUUGCACUCAACGUUCAAAGCAUUACCGAUGUUUUUUUAGAGAAGAAAGUAUCCAAAUAUUUAGUCGUUAUUAUUUCAUCGUUAUUCUAUGCAUAUAAAUAAAUAGAUACAUUUUUAUUGUGCUAAAGUAAAAAAUGUCUUACAGUGUAAGAAUUAGAAAUCUACCUAAUAAACACGACGAGGACGCAUUGCUGCGUCUUUGUGCAUCUUUUGGUGAAGUUAUCGGUUACAAGUUGGUCGGUAAGGGCACCUUAAAAAGACAUAGAACAGACGACAGGGAAAUAAAUGAAGAGGUCUGUACCGUAGAAGUGACGUUUGAAGAGGAAAAUGAUGCAAAGGCCGCAGCUGGAAACAUGGAAGGAAUGGAGUUUGGUGGAAAAUUUUUGCAAGCUUUCUGCCUUUCUUGACUGACAAUAUCUUAUUAAAUGGGUAUCAUGUCUUGCUAGAAGGAUUCUGUAUAUGGAACUAAUUAACAUUUCGGCGGAAAUGAAUUUACUGAUAAUAUUAUCCCCUUUCUAACCAUAGAAGCAAAGGAGGUGCACCAUCUA